This is a messenger RNA of Lingula anatina, 5310 nucleotides long. RefSeq lists its product as uncharacterized. The record is from RefSeq and is a predicted model, not a curated record. Gene Ontology annotation, molecular function: RNA polymerase II cis-regulatory region sequence-specific DNA binding; DNA-binding transcription repressor activity, RNA polymerase II-specific. Gene Ontology annotation, biological process: regulation of transcription by RNA polymerase II. Lineage: Eukaryota; Metazoa; Brachiopoda; Lingulata; Lingulida; Lingulidae. Gene Ontology annotation, cellular component: nucleoplasm.
UUCAGGGCUUGAUUCCUUGGUGAUUCCAGUUGAUUUUGAAUACAUAUCCACUCAUGCAGAGUCCAAAGCUAAAAAAGAAAAUUGCACACAGGCAGGUGACCUUAAUGUGACAGCGAGGCAAUUCCUGGAUGCUGAAAGCAGUUUAGCAGCAGCAUUUGGUGGCCAAUAUAAAAGAUGGACUGAAUUGAGGAACCAGUUGAAGAUUGGGCAUGAAGAUCUGGCAAAACUUCUUCUUGACAGCUACCAUGUGUGUUCUUGCAGAUGUGAAAGAGAAGAUCUUGGUGUCAGAGAAGAGGAUGAGUCACUUUUAGGUGAUGUCACUGGUCAAGACAUGGCUACCACCAGGGGGAAGCAGCAGUCAAUCCAGAAUAAAACAAAAGCACACAACCAGAAUGUAAACAUUGGUGUAGCUGAUAUUGCAGAUAACAAUUCUGAUAAUGAAGAAUGUUUUGAUGAGGAUAAAGAGGACAACUGGCCAGUUCUCCAUAUAAAAAACAAACCCACGAGUACGAAAAGCAUUUCUGCCAAUGAGUUAUGUGUGGAAAAGGAUGAUGAGAGAGAAUCCAAUGCUGGAAAGAGGACAAGUCUCCAUGCAGAUGUGAAGGGGGUAUAUAUCUACAUAAAAACCAAGAAGAAUGAAAAUGAUGAUGAGAUAUACAAUCCUGGUGAAAAUGUCCCAUUCCAAGGUGUUUCAAAGGAUUCAUUAAGGGAAAGUAAAAAAACCAUACAUGAUGGGAUACUAAACAUAGAGGAUAUUAUUAAGAAGAUGAAACAAAAUAAGAAAGAUAAAGUUAAAGAUAAGGAAAAGACACAGCAUUUCUGUCAAUUCUGUGGAAUUGUCUACAAAUCAUACAAGUCAUGUGUUAAACAUGAACAAAAACAUAUAAAUCAAAAAGUGAUCACUAAACUGAAAAAAACACGAACAGAAAAGCGAGACUUUAUGUGUAUGUAUUGUGGUCAUACAUUUGCAACAAACUUGGCCUGUGAAGAGCACGAGAGAAUUCAUACGGGGGAAAGACCUUACAAAUGUCAGUUCUGUGAUAAGUCAUUUUACAUGGCUAGGAGUAAAGUGAGACAUGAAAACAUUCACACAAAUGAAAAGGUUUACUUGUGUUACUUUUGUGGCAAGAUAUUUAAUUCCAGGUCAAGUAAAGCAGAACAUGAGACUAUUCACACUGGAGAAAAACCAUAUAAGUGUCAGUUCUGCCAGAAAGCAUUCAGAAAUAGAUGUGAUGUGAAAGUCCAUGAGAGGAUUCACACAGGAGUAAAACCAUACAAGUGUCAGUUUUGUGAAAAAUCAUUUAAGCAAAAAAAUAAGCGCAAAAGCCACGAGCGAGUUCACACUGGAGAGAGACCAUACAAGUGUCGGUACUGUGAAAAGGCCUUUUCACACAAUGUCAACCGCACACUGCAUGAAAAAAAACACAGCUCACAUAACUUACUCUUAGCGUACUGUGCUAUAAGUGAUUCUGCGCUUUUUAAAAAAUACGAGUGCACUAUCGGAGACGAGUUGAUUCCCGUGUCAUCACUGACAAGGCCACGGUUCAGUGUUCAGUGUAUUCCUGAACUUGAGGAGACCAAACACUUGCAUAUCUACUGUGGAAUGAGAGAGAUGGACCAGUUUAAAGAAGAUAUCAGUAAUUACAGUGAAGAAGAGGAUGUCAAGCCAGUAGUGGACCCCAUAGGUGUCCUAGAGGCCCAGGAAGCCAUCCCAAAUAACAUUUGUGAAAGACCUGUGAAGAAACCGAGAAGAGGGAGGGCCAGUGUAUUUACCUUAGAGGAGCAGAAGGAGAAGAAGAAAAUAGCAAACAAGGAAAGACACAGGAGGACAAUAUUUCUUGGCAAACAGGUGGAAAGAUGGGAAGCUUUGAAAGAGGAACUGCAACCCAAAUCAAACGAACAUCUGGCCAAACAUCUCAUCGACACAUACCACAAAUAUGUAAAACUUGUGUCCCAACAAAAUACAGAGGCUGAUUGCGCAGAUGAUUUGCUCAAUUCAAAACAGCCAUCAAGGAGGAGAAAAAAUGCAUCACCCCGUAGACUGAACUCAGUUUCAAGUGUGCACUCGGGAGGGAAGCAAGCCUCAGAACUUGACCUUAAAAGUCAAACCAAAGCAGAGGACAAAUCAUAUGUAUUUGGAUAUAGUGAUGAAAAACUCCCCAUGGCAAACACUCCUGGAGCCUUUGUGAACCUUGGAGGAAAAACUGAAGGAAAAACAACAGAAAUAAAAGGUGAAAAGGACAAAGUGGGGUUUAGCAGUUUAAAUCAAUGUCAGUCAUUUGAUGAUGGUAAAGUUUCUGACUUGGAAGAAUUUAACAAUGAUGACGCUGAGUUAGCUGAUGAUGAUGAUUCUGAGACAUCAAGUGAUGAAAGUGAUAAUGAACAAGAAGAUGAUGAUGAUGAUGAUGUUUAUGAACCUGGAGAUGAUGAUUAUGAACCAGGCACUUAUAAAUGUGAAUUCUGUGGUAAACAAAUUCCCAGGUCAUCCUUUGCACGUCAUAAAAAAACUCACAAGAAUGAUGGAAAUCUUCAGUGCAAGGUUUGUGGAUGUGAUUUCACUACUAAAGAAGAGUUGAAGAAUCAUGAACAUAAGAAAGAAUUGGCACAUGUUUGUCAGUUUUGUGGGAAAUUAUUUAAGCAGUACUUCAUGUGUGUGAAACAUGAAGGGGAACACAAACAAAGUGAAGUUGUAGAGAAAGAGGUAGAGAAACCCUUCACCUGUGAAACUUGUGGGAGGUGUUUCCAGCUCAUCGGACAUUUGCGACAUCAUCAGAGAAGUCACAGAGUUAAAGAUUUAUUCCAAUGUCAGUAUUGUAUAAAAACGUAUAAAAACAAGGAUUGCUUGGUUGUGCAUGAGAGGACGCACACUGGAGAGAAUCCCUUUGUUUGCCAGCACUGUGGUAAGGGCUUUGCACAAAAAAUUCGCUGUCAACAACAUGAAAGGAGUCACACAGGAGAACGACCAUAUAAAUGUCGAUACUGUGAAAAGACAUUUGCAACAUUAAAUGUUCGAUAUUUUCAUGAAAAGACUCACAGUGGUGAAAAACCCCACCACUGCAAGAUCUGCUUCAAGGGAUUCACUCUUAAAAGACAAUGUAGACGACAUGAAUUAAUUCACACUGGAGAAAAACCUUUUAAGUGCGGUUAUUGUGAGAAAACUUUUGUGCAAAAAGGUGCAUGUGUCAGUCAUGAGAGGGUUCACACAGGAGUUAAACCAUACAAGUGUCGCUUCUGUGGCCAAGGCUUUUCACACAAUGUGAGUCGUAAAUCACAUGAAAAAACACAUACUGCAGCUGGUCAGAUGGUGACCAAGGAGAAAGCUGCCCAAAGAAAACCAUGCACAGCAACAGGGCAGACUGUGUCUGCUGAGUCCAUGAUGCAGGAAAAUAAUUGCACUCAAGUGGGAGAACUGCCAUUGACUGAAGGAAUGCCCCAGCGGCCUGGUGUGAGUGGACCUUCUGCUGGGCAGUUCAUGACACUGGACAGAAUGACACCUGGAAAUACGCAACCUUCAUUUGGACAACCAGGGUCAGUUGAACGUACAAUGUAUCAAUAUUACGGAAUAUCACCAGUUCUUGCAUGGACAGUGUAUUUAAUGUAUUCAGUAAUUGAGAAUAUUCAGUGUCUGUUUUCGAGUUACAAUCAAAGUAGGCAGGUCCUCAUUUGUAAAGUCAGCGGGAAGAAAAUGGAUGGGCCUCAAGUUAAUCAGUUAGUCAGCCCUCAGAGUGACAGACCUGUGAAGCCCAAACAAAAAAGAAACAGACGAAAGCUUGUUCCCAUUGAAGUUCAAAAGGCCAGAAAGUUAGAAAAAGACAGACAAAGGAGCAGAGAGACGGUUCAUAUUGGCAGGCAAAUAGAGAGAUGGAAUGCUCUGAGGAAGGAGCUACAAAUAAAACAUGAAGUGUUGGCAGAGAUUCUCUUAGAUUUGUAUUUCAAACAUGCUGGCCCUAAGACUGAAAUUGAUGACACCAGAGGUCAGUAUGAGUCAGGACAGGACAAUGGAUAUAAUACUCCAGAGUCAUUUUAUACAGAUCAUCUUCAUGUUUCAUGGGAUAAUCCCGAUCAAGGACAGACAUAUUUUUCAGACCUUUUCAAUGUUUCUGCAGGUCAAGAUCCAGAUAGAAAGAUGCAUAAACAAAUUGUCAGCCAAGAUGAAAAAAGUGGAAAGUAUUUUGAGGAGGAUGAUAUAGACAAGGGAGGUACUGAUGUCCAAGAAAAAGAAGAUGAUGAUGAUCUUUCUGUACCAAGUGAUGAAGAUAUUGAGACAGAUGAGUUUAGCAAAGUUGCUGAGGAAAGUGAUGAUCUUUAUGUUCCAAGUGAUGAAGAUCUUGAGACAGAUGAUGAAGAGUUUAGUGAAGGAUAUAAUUUCUAUGAACCUGGAGACAAAGAAUAUCAACAAGGAAAACGAAAAUGCCAAAAAUGUGGCAAGUUUAUCUGUAAGUCAGGAUUUAAGAGACAUCAAAAAGUGCAUGAAAAGGACAGAAAGAUGGAGUGCAAAUUCUGUGGCAGUUGUUUUGAAAGUGUGGAGGAAUUCAGUGCACACAACCAUGAAACUGUGCCCAAGCAUGAAUGUCAGUUCUGUGGAAAAAAUUUUAAACUGUACAAAAAAUUUAAUAAACAUGUAAAAACAUGCCAAGAAACCAGAGAAAAUGGAGAAGUGAAAGAAUCUUGCACUUGCAAGUUUUGUGGUAAAAAAUAUUUGUGUGAAUCAAGCUGCAGGAAACACGAGAAAACUCACAAGACAGGACCUUUUUAUUGCCAGUACUGUAAGAAAGAAUUUGAGUUUAAACGUGUUGCUAAAGCACAUGAAAGAACUCAUGCAGAAGCAAAAAAAUACAUUUGCAAAUAUUGUGGGAAAAAAUUUGCCAUAAAAUAUUGUUGUCAGGUACAUGAAAGAUCACACACAGCAGAUAAAACAAAGGAAACGCAGAAUAAAAAUUCAUUGUUAUGCCAUUUUUGUGGCAAAGGUUUUGCAGCAAGUUUUAUGUUGCAGUUACAUAUAAGAAGUCACACGGGAGAAAAACCUUUCAAAUGCCAAACCUGCUUUAAAUCAUUUUCUGAUAACAGAAGACUUAAGCGACAUAUGUUAAUUCACACAGGUGAAAAACCAUAUCAGUGCAAGUUCUGUGAGAAGAGAUUUGUACAACAAGGUGCUUGUGUGAGCCAUAUGAGAGUUCACACAGGAGAGAAACCUUACAAAUGUCACUACUGUGAGAAAGCUUUUUCACAUAAUGUCAGUCGUAAGGCACACGAAAAAUCUCAUGAAGACAUGUAAACUGAAAAUAAAACUAUAUUGGUUUAAUUCUUAUA